GGGGACUUUUUUGGGCCGCCGGGUGGUGAAGAAGAAUUGCAGGAAUUACUGGCUGGCGAAAUUGAGGGUGAGCUUCGCUGAUGCAGGCCUGCUACGACCAUUGAAUAUCACUAGUGCCCUUUCCCACAUAUGUAACUCAGGGGAUUCAUCCAAUACCCCCUCCUGUGCUGGAGAAAACGGCCGAAACUGGUGGCGAAAUAUGUCACAAUGUGUAUCUGCUUGGUGAGGCCGGUCUCCACUAAACGGCGGCUUACAUUCAUGAAAAUGGCAGGGAAAACCACAAUAAUUACUACCUCACAAAAGCUGACGAUCGCUAGCCUUGGUGGCCAGUUUGAUGCAAAAACAUAUGGGGAGGGGUCUGACCUUGGCCCGGAAUCUUCUACAUUCAAUGCUGCAAAUGUUGCUUCGUUCCUCAAAUCACCAUCACUACCAUCCCUUGGUGAUUCUGCCAAUCAGAUGACUCUUGCGUCACUCAGGUCAUCAGUCUCCAACGUCCAAAUCGAUGUUCUGUUGACACACGGGUGGCCGGCUAAAAUCAUUAAACAAUCUAAAUCUGUCCCUCCAUCAAUCGACAGUGCUAGUUUGGUUCCCCCCCUGGAUGAUGUAGUAUCCGCCUCUCGUCCGCGGUAUCACUUUGUCGCCGGAGGGGGAAGUCCAGCUGUCUUCUGGGAACGUGAACCCUUCAUCUGGAGUGGCGGUCAUGCCAUAACCCGUUUCAUUAGUUUGGGGGCGUUUGGUGGGCCUACUGACACUUCUGGAAUUAAAAAACCUAGGUGGUUUUAUGCGUUCUCCAUCGCUCCCAUUACACCCUUGUCUCCAAAGCCAUCGAUCCCUGCCAAUUGCACUGAAAAUCCAUUCCAGUUGGAUUCGAGGACUGGUGCUAAAAGAUCCACUGAUGAUGAUGAUGAUGGCGGCAAUUUCAUUUUUGGCGAUGUUCGGGUGAAACGCCCCCGACGAGAUCAGCAGGGUUCGGUCCACCAAAACAAUUCUGAAGCCAAAAAAUCAACAAAACGACCACCAGAAGGCUAUAUUUGUCGCAUAUGUCAAUCCGCGGACCAUUAUAUUAAAGACUGUCCUGAAAAGUACGCAACAGGAGAUACUGGAGGCAGGAAGCCGCCGCCAGGCUAUAUAUGCCGAGCUUGCGGAAGCGAGGCACAUUUAAUACGCGACUGUCCUUCUAUGAAGGAACGACCACGACGUGAUCCCGUGAGAGAAAUACAGCCCGCCGAAUGUUGGUUUUGUUUAUCCAAUCCAGGAUUGUCGAAGCAUCUUAUCGUCUCCAUUGGAACAGAAGUGUACGUUACAUUGGCAAAAGGUCCACUUCUGCCAACAGACCCAGACACCCUUUCUCCGACUCACGUGCCUGGUGGCGGCCACAUCCUCAUUAUUCCAAUCUCCCACUAUCCAACUUUGAGCACAAUACCGACCGACCUUGCGCCCCCAGUUCUUUCUGAGGUUGACACGUACAGGGCAGCUCUGCGCACGAUGUAUGCUAAAUAUGGCGCUGUCCCGGUUUUCUUCGAGAUGUCAAGACUGUCGGGAAAGGGUGGACACGCACACAUCCAAGUUGUACCGGUACCCGAGUCGAAGAAGGAUGGGGUGGAGGGGGCGUUCAGCGCUUAUGGGGGCGGACAGGUUGUGUGGGAAGAUGAUCCUCUGCUGGUGGGCUAUUUUAGAGUCGAUCUACCAGAUGGGAGGAAGAUGGUGCAUAUCUUGAGGCCUGGAGUGAUGUUUAAUCUCCAAUUCGGGAGGGAAGCGCUUGCACAUUAUCUUGCGUUGAAGGAUCGUGCUGACUGGAAGGCUUGUUCUCAAUCGGAAGAUAAGGAGACGCGAGACGCGGAAGCAUUCAAGGACGCUUUUGUUGGGUUCGAUCCUGCAUCAUUGUAGCAUGCCAAAACUGUAAAAAGGAUUUUGGUCCUCAAUAAUGGACAUCUGACUAUCACGAGUUUUGUUGUUGGCACCAUAUUACUUUAUUUCAGCCAUGCAACCCGAAUUCGAUGAGCCUUACGGCUGAUACGGUACA
Molecule: messenger RNA, 2023 nt
Organism: Cantharellus anzutake
Lineage: Eukaryota; Fungi; Basidiomycota; Agaricomycetes; Cantharellales; Hydnaceae
Product: CwfJ C-terminus 1-domain-containing protein-like protein
Exons: 8
Coding region: 208-1887 (559 amino acids)
Biological process (GO): mRNA splicing, via spliceosome
Cellular component (GO): post-mRNA release spliceosomal complex
Molecular function (GO): zinc ion binding; RNA lariat debranching enzyme activator activity; nucleic acid binding
Source: RefSeq, a predicted model, not a curated record